UCCAAUCGUUUUUUUUUUUUUGUGUAAUAAAAUAUUAAAAUUCCAAUCGUUGAGUGGGAGAGAACGUUAUUCCUUCCCCUCGAUUCUUCUUUUCUGUCGUGGAGAACCAACGAAAAGGAAAGCCGAAAGAGCGACGAUCAUGGGAAACGCCGGAAGCAUCAACCGGCGGCAACAUCACCACCACCACCACAACCAUCACCCCUCGCACCACCACCAGCAUUCCAAUCGCCGCCACCAUCCUCCUCCACCGCCGCCGCCUCAGGUCACCACAAGCCAAUACGUCUUCGCCGCUCCGUCUCAGUACCCGAACCCUAAUUUGCCGCCACCGCCUCCCUACUAUCCCCACCACCACCACCGCCAUCCUCCUCCUCAAUCUCAUCACGGCUAUUACCCCCCGCCGCCGCCGCCACCUCAGCUCCCCGCUCCCCUUCCGGCCGCGCCGUACGUCGAGCACCAGAAGGCCGUCACGAUCAGGAACGACGUCAACGUCAAGAAGGAGACGAUUCGGAUCGAGGAGGAUGAGGAGAAUCCCGGUAGCUUCCUCGUCGCGUUCACCUUCGACGCCACCGCUCCCUGCAGCAUUACGGUGCUGUUCUUUGCGAAGGAGAGCGAGGACUGCAAUCUCGUAGCGACGAGGGAAGACGUGUUCGAGCCGGUGACAAUGUCGUUCGAGCAAGGCCUGGGGCAGAAGUUCAAGCAACCUUGUGGGACUGGAAUCGAUUUCUCGAAAUUCGACGAGGUGCAGCUGAAGAAGGCGGGCGAUGAAGGGGUCUACCCUUUGGUGCUGAAGGCUGAGGCUCGCCUGUCGCCGGCCACCAACGAGGGGUCAAAAGCUAGUAGCAAGAAUGGCAAUUCGCAGAUCACAUUGGCCAUCUUUGAUUGGAAGGAGAAAGGCGAUGGUUACCGUGUUAGAGUAAUGAAGCAGAUUCUGUGGGUGAGCGAUACGAGAUACGAGUUGCAGGAGAUUUAUGGGAUUGGGAAUUCCGUGGAGGUCGAGUCCGAUGGCGAUGAGAGUGGGAAAGAAUGUGUUAUCUGCUUGACUGAACCUCGUGACACCACGGUCCUACCUUGCCGUCACAUGUGCAUGUGCAGUGGAUGCGCGAAGCUGUUGCAGUUCCAGACGACAAAGUGCCCAAUAUGCAGGCAACCGGUGGAGCGGUUCCUGGAGAUCAAAGUGAAUGAUGUCGUGCCAGAGAGUUGA
This is a messenger RNA of Linum tenue, 1201 nucleotides long. NCBI's taxonomy places the organism in Eukaryota, Viridiplantae, Streptophyta, Magnoliopsida, Malpighiales, Linaceae. The record is from the annotation of a GenBank genome assembly.